AUGUUUCCAGAGAAUUUUGCUUUUCGGAGGGAUCUCUGGGCCGACGGAUCGUCGUUUUCGUCGCUGUUUUACAGAAAUGUGUUCACAAUGGGCGCUCUUCUCAUUAGUUUGCUUCUGUUCGUCUACACCGCUUUUCACUUCAUAAUCCAGUAUUUCGUUGACCUGUCGCAAUCCCUCUACGCGAUCUACCGUAUCCAUUCCGAUUUCGAGCCAGACUCCAAUCAUCAACCGCUCUUUCAGCUCAUGCUAGAGAACAUGUGGAAGCAGAAAGAAUACCCAAUUGACAUCCCGAGUCUCUUUUUGUUUUCUGCAUAUAUGAUGUAUUUAUUUUUCCGA
Mesorhabditis belari is the source of this 336-nucleotide messenger RNA. Lineage: Eukaryota; Metazoa; Nematoda; Chromadorea; Rhabditida; Rhabditidae. The record is from the annotation of a GenBank genome assembly.